Molecule: messenger RNA, 2577 nt
Organism: Monodelphis domestica (gray short-tailed opossum)
Lineage: Eukaryota; Metazoa; Chordata; Mammalia; Didelphimorphia; Didelphidae
Gene: MTARC2
Product: mitochondrial amidoxime reducing component 2
Biological process (GO): nitrate metabolic process
Cellular component (GO): mitochondrial inner membrane
Molecular function (GO): molybdopterin cofactor binding; nitrate reductase activity; pyridoxal phosphate binding
Source: RefSeq, a predicted model, not a curated record
UUCCCCCCCACACCCCAACCUCAUCCCACGUCUGCUCCCCGCCCCUCCAGAAAAAGGUUGCAAGGGACUCUGUGAGGCGUGAAGCUCUGGCCCCUCCUGCCCUACAUUGCUGCGAGUUAGUGCCCUCCUCUGAGGUGUCUGUACCAGCCACUGGCAAGCAGCGUCCGCUACGCACGCAGUCUUUGGCUGUCUAGUAUCAGCAAUGGGCGCCGCGGCCUCUUCGGCUCUGACUCGCCUCCGCUUUGCGCUUCCAGCCUCGUCGCAGCCCAGGGCGGCCUUGUUUGGGGCGGCCGCUCUGGGACUGGCUGCCGUGGCGGCGCUGGGGGCCGCUGCCUGGAGCACUAGGGGUCGGAGAUGGCGGCGGCGGCGACACCGGCGGCUGCAGCAAGUGGGCACGGUAGCCCAGAUCUGGAUCUACCCCAUCAAGUCUUGCAAGGGGGUGUCUGUGAACGAGGCUGAUUGCACCGAAAUGGGCCUACGUAGCGGCAGCCUGAGGGACAGGUUUUGGCUGGUGAUCAAGGAGGAUGGCCACAUGGUCACAGCAAGGCAGGAGCCUCGCCUGGUACUGAUCUCCAUAACGUGGGACAAUGACCAAAUGACCCUCAGUGCUCCAGAUAUGAAUGAUCUGGUCAUACCUAGCACACAACCAUCUACCAAUGCCAUUCAAAACUGCAGGGUAUUUGGUGUUGACAUUCAGGGUAGAGACUGUGGAGAUGAAAUAGCUCAAUGGAUCACCAGCUUCUUAAAAUCAGAAACAUUUCGACUGGUUCAGUUUGAGACCCAGAUGAUGGGAAGAAAAUCAAAAGAAAUUUUCCAACCCUUUAUUCAGAAUUACCAGGUGGCUUAUCCUGAUUGCAGUCCCAUAAUGAUGAUCUCAGAAGCUUCCCUGUCAGAUCUGAACACCAGGCUUGAGAAGAAAACCAAAAUGGAACAGUUUAGACCAAAUAUUGUGGUGACCGGUUGCAGUGCUUUUGAGGAGGACACCUGGGAUGAAAUUCUAAUUGGGAGUGUGGAAAUGAACAAGAUUUUGGCAUGCCCUAGAUGUAUCAUGACAACAGUGGAUCCAGACACUGGGAUCAUUACUCGGAAAGAACCUCUGGAAACACUGAAGAGCUACCGCCUCUGUGAUCCAGCAGAGAAGCAUAUAUACAAGACAUCCCCACUCUUUGGAAUGUAUUUUUCAGUGGAAAAAAAUGGAAACCUAAAAGUGGGUGACCCCGUGUAUAUGAUAACUCAGUGAUGGAAGUCCUGGAGGUGAAAAGUGAUAUGGUAUCUGAUAUGGUUACAGGACGGGAAAGGGAUUGACCAAGAUCACACAGCAACUUCUCGGCAGAUCUCAUGAAACUUUUCAGUAGAUUUGUCUUGGAAAAAAACCCUUUACUAUUUUUGACUCUCUAUUGAACUUUAUGUUCUGUAUGUUAAUGAAACAAAAGUAAUAAGUAUUAUGGGGGAUGGAAUAGAUGAAGAAGAAUUAAUAAUAGUAAUAAUAGGCUAAACGUUCUGUGGGUGCAAAAAAAUUGGAAACGUAGAUGGCUGUUGACUGGGGAAUGGCUAAACAAAUUAUGGCACAUGAGUGUAAUGGAAUAUUACUGUUGUUUAAGAAAUGAUUAAUAUGUUGAAUACAGACAAGCACAGACAGACUUAUAUCAUCUGAGAUAAAGUGCAAUAAACAAGUCCAAGAAAACAAUAUGUGCAAUGACUAUAAGAGUUCAACAGAAUUAAUGUAACAAAAUUAAACAGAAGGAAUAGCUAUGAAAGACUAAAAAGUGAAUGCUGAAAAUGUAGAGAGAACAAGCAUGACCCGAAGGACAGAAAUGGGAAAACGCCCUCACCUCAUUCCUUUGCAGAGGAGGGAUGUCCAGGGGUAUGGUAUACUACACAUAUUUUCAGAUUUUUUUGUAUGUAUCUAUUGAUUUUUUCCUUUUUCCUUAAAAAUAUUAUUUGGCACUCUUAAAGGAGAGAAGAGGGGGGACACUGAAAAAUUCUGGUGAUGUAAAAACAUCAAAAGAUACCAAUAACAUUUAUUUAAAAUAAUAGACUAAUAAUUAAAAAUGACAUGUCUUAAAUCCCUAAUUUCAGUAUUAUUGAGGAAGAAAAAUGGAAAGGACUGAGGGAAAACCAGUAAGCCUUUUAAAGUAUAAUGUUUCUGACAUUCUCCAUUUGAGGAUAAAAUGGAGGACUUAGAGACUUGAUUCUUUUAUAUCUUCCUACUGUCUUCAUACUUCAUAAACCACUUGUUACCUUUUUUCCUUGACAUUAGGAAAUAGGAUUGUAAUUGAUCUGUGAGUUUUUAAUGUGGAGAGAUGCUAUUUAGAAAUUUUUCUGGGAGAGAAAUAUUCUCAAUAAGAAUGGAGGAGAGGGGAAUGGAAUUUCAAUCAGAAUGGAAUGUUUAAGGCAGGGAUUAGCCCAAGGGAAGAAAAGAAUGUUUUUAGAGAUAUUCAGAAUUUGUUAAAACUAAUGGAAAUGUCCCAUUUUAGCAGUAUAAGAAAGAAAUCUCCUGAAACCAGAUUUUCAGUGAGAUAAUCUACUUCUGCUCUUAUGGUAUUUUUAUUGUAAUAAAUAUAAAUUCAAAUUAAA